Oncorhynchus nerka (sockeye salmon) is the source of this 1068-nucleotide messenger RNA. RefSeq names its product cGMP-dependent protein kinase 1-like. Gene Ontology annotation, molecular function: protein kinase activity; ATP binding. Gene Ontology annotation, biological process: protein phosphorylation. The record is from RefSeq and is a predicted model, not a curated record. The coding region runs from base 1 to 729 and encodes 242 amino acids. Lineage: Eukaryota; Metazoa; Chordata; Actinopteri; Salmoniformes; Salmonidae. The transcript has 5 exons.
AUGGUGAUUAUUCUAUUUGCGCUGCAGCUGAAGAUCGAGGAGCUCCGUCAGAGAGACACUCCAGAUGAGCUGGAGUUGGAGCUGGACACUAAAGAUGACCUCAUCAGACAGCUGCAGACUGAAUUGGACCAACACCAUAAAGCUCCACAAUACCCAGGGACCACUGGGAGCACUGAGAACACAGGUAAGAGAUAUCCGUACCAAACUAGUCAUGAAGUGCAUUUGGAAAAUCUGGACUCUUCCAGGGGUUUAUUUGAUGAUGGCACAACAAGAUUUUAUACAGGCUGUAUUGUAGAGGCCUUGUCCUUCCUCCAUGUUAGAGGGAUCAUCUACAGAGACCUCAAACCUGAAAACAUCCUACUGGACCACAGAGGAUAUGCUAAACUGGUCGACUUUGGCUUUGCUAAGAAAGUGGGUCUUGGUCAAAAGACGUGGACAUUCUGUGGCACUCCAGAGUACGUGGCCCCAGAAAUCAUUCUGAACAAGGGACAUGAUGUUUCGGUUGACUGCUGGUCCCUGGGGAUACUCAUCUACGAACUGCUCAGCGGCAGUCCUCCGUUCUCCGGUUCUGAUACUAUGAAGACCUAUAACAUCAUCCUGAGAGGAAUCGACAUGGUGGAGUUCCCCAAGAAGAUCUCCAAGAGUGCUGCCAACCUCAUCAAACACAUACACACGAGCAUAGAGACUACCAAUAGGACUGCAUGGACUAGAAAUAGCUAUAUUUUCUGAUAUAAAGUUGAAUUCUUUAGCUACCAUCUAGGCAUGAUUCUCACUAGAGCAGUUGAAGCAACAGGUCUGAUUUCGCCUCAGUUCUAUGCCUAAGAGUCAGUAAUUUACUUUUCAGGCCUUCACUUGAAAUGGAAUCCUAUUGGCCACAUAGGGCUCUGGAUAAAGGCAGUGCAGUUUAUAGGGAAUUGGGUGCCAUUUCGGACACAGCCCAGGUCGUCUUGAUACUACAAGGAGAGGUUGUGAUUGUUUGGUUCUGGGUGUGACUGCUUCCUGUUUGUCUCCAGGUGGUUUGAAGGUUUUAACUGGGAGGGACUCCGACAGGCAACUCUGGCCCCUCCC